Messenger RNA from Lotus japonicus, 1249 nucleotides. Its product is annotated as sphingolipid delta(4)-desaturase DES1-like. The record is from RefSeq and is a predicted model, not a curated record. Gene Ontology annotation, biological process: ceramide biosynthetic process. Gene Ontology annotation, molecular function: sphingolipid delta-4 desaturase activity. Bases 100 to 1083 code for a protein of 327 amino acids. Lineage: Eukaryota; Viridiplantae; Streptophyta; Magnoliopsida; Fabales; Fabaceae. The transcript has 2 exons. Gene Ontology annotation, cellular component: membrane.
CUAUUGUUAGGCAUUUCAAAUCUCAAUCUCUGUAUUAAUAUAACAUUCUUCAUUGCAAUGCACAUUGUGAUGUGAGAGAGAGAGAGAGAGAGAGAGAAAAUGGGUAGAGGCGGAGGAGGAGAAGAUCGUGAAGGGGUCGUCAUGGCUGGGGACUUCUUCUGGUCCUACACCGAUGAACCUCACGCCUCACGACGCCGUCAGAUCCUCUCCAAAUACCCUCAAAUCAAGCAACUCUUCGGCCCUGACCACUCCGCAUUCUUCAAGAUUAGUGGAGUUGUUUUGCUUCAGCUUGGUACUGCUACUCUACUUCAGGAUGCAGGCUGGCUGAAGAUACUACUAGUAGCCUAUUUUUUUGGCUCAUUUCUCAACCACAAUCUCUUCUUGGCUAUCCAUGAGCUCAGUCACAACCUAGCCUUCUCAACUCCGGCCUUAAACCGUUGGCUCGGUAUUUUUGCUAACCUCCCCAUAGGUGUGCCCAUGUCUGUAACUUUCCAAAAGUAUCACUUGGAGCACCACCGCUUCCAAGGUGUAGAUGGUAUUGAUAUGGAUAUCCCUAGCCUCGCCGAAGCACAUGUCGUGACAAAUGUUUUCGCAAAAACCAUAUGGGUCUUUUUACAGCUCUUCUUUUAUGCCUUUAGACCACUGUUUCUCAAACCAAAGCCUCCUGGUAUCUGGGAAUUCAUCAACUUUUCUGUUCAGAUAGCACUUGACGUGGCCAUGGUUUAUUUCUGGGGAUGGAAAUCCCUUGCCUAUCUCAUACUCUCCACAUUUGUUGGUGGAGGGAUGCAUCCAAUGGCUGGUCACUUCAUUUCAGAGCAUUAUGUCUUCAAUCCUGACCAAGAGACAUAUUCAUACUAUGGACCUUUGAAUCUUGUUACAUGGCAUGUGGGCUACCACAAUGAACACCAUGAUUUUCCUAGAAUUCCUGGAAACAAGCUUCACAAGGUGAAGGAGAUUGCUCCAGAGUACUAUGAUGAGUUAGCAUCCUAUAAAUCUUGGAGCCAGGUCAUUUACAUGUAUCUUAUGGAUCGAACGGUUGGGCCUUUUAGCCGAAUGAAGAGAAAGCCUGGCAAAACAGAGUAGAUGAUGAUUCCCAUUCACAUUAUUGGUUUUUCUAGCCUUUAUAUUCCCCUCCUUGUAAUGUCUCCUUCUCCUUGGAUACUCUUUAUAAACCUCACUUUUGACAAUUUUAUAUGUAACAGGAAUGUAUUGUAGUUUUUGACACCAAUAGCAAGUUAUUUGUUCAUUA